Molecule: messenger RNA, 10855 nt
Organism: Pristis pectinata (smalltooth sawfish)
Lineage: Eukaryota; Metazoa; Chordata; Chondrichthyes; Rhinopristiformes; Pristidae
Gene: pde4dip
Product: phosphodiesterase 4D interacting protein
Exons: 41
Coding region: 1269-9137 (2622 amino acids)
Cellular component (GO): microtubule organizing center; nucleus
Molecular function (GO): zinc ion binding
Source: RefSeq, a predicted model, not a curated record
GCAAAUGAAGAUCACCAGUUUCCUCAGUGAGAAUUUCUGAAUUGUUAAUGUGGUCAGAAACCAGCUAGAAUUAAUUUAGAUUAAUACUUAAAAGUCUUGUAUUUGGCAACGAAGUGUGUGACGCUGCGUCGAGCUUGCAGCGAGCAGAGUGAGGCGGAUUCUACCCCGCCAGUGCAUGGUUAGUUCCAGAUCCCUGAAACCCUGAGCCGGUUUCAGCUACAUUUGUUGCCACAUCACUGCCGGGUUAGAAGGUUGCAAGUGGAGGCUUUUACCCUUGAAGAUAUUGUACCCAGGAAACCCAUUUUACGGGACGUGAUUUAAUCCAAUAUCGGCAUGGACAAUCCCCUUCUGUCUGUCCCGUUACUCGCCGGCAGUUGCUUUGUUGAGACGCGAGGGGCGGUGCCUCUGGUCUGAUCGUCAAUUCCUCUGCCUCCAUCUCUGCCAGGAGCUGUGAAGACGAGGAGCAUGAUGGUGUGAUGGUCUGUUCUCUCUCGGGUCGUGACAUGGCCGAAGUUACCGGUGCAAGAGUAGAGCUGUUCUCACAACUUAUCCAGUGUCUCAACUGGCAAGGAAAUUCUCCCGAAUAAUACAGACUUCUGUGCAAUUGGCGGUCCCGCUUUGUUUUCCCUUCAUUGAUCGGGAUGACGCGAGCUGACUUGAAUCCCGAAUAUUCCCAAAAUUCAGAUACCUGGAGGGUUGGGGCGAAAAUCAAUUCGUAGAAAUGCACAGAGCACAGUUUGCUUUUCGAUUCGCCCGGAAUUACAUUUAAUUUAUUAGGAGCCGUUUGAUUGAGAAUAUAAAAGGCAUUUUGGGAGUCAGAAGAGAUGCUGAUUUAUAAUUAAUAUUUUAUUGCAGAGUAUUUAUGUUUAAUGGAAGAUUUUUAAAGCGGUUAUGUUUGCGUGGAGAUGUGAGACGGCGCCUUCAUUCUACACCCUGAGUAGGUUCCAGAUAGCGCCCACACGAUUUAUCUGAAUUGAUGCCAGGAAGAGAACCAUUCAUCGAACUGAAUUACAAACCAAAAUUAAAGCGGAAUUUAAGGGUUUGUAGUUUGAUUUCCUCCUGGCUUAUUAUUUGAGAGUUCUGAAGAAUUAAUUUAUUGUCAAUACAAACUCGUUAACUUUGUAAUUGUUAAUUGAGAAACAUGGACAAAAGGUGAAACCUUGCAGUGCAGACUAAGGUUGUGACGUUUAUAUUUAAAUUUUAACCUCGUGUCCAGUUGACAUUGUGUAUUUUGUCACUGUGUAAUCAACUCCAUAGUGGGCACCAGAAUGAAGGAAGUUUGCAGAAUUUGUGCCCGGGAGCUGUAUGGUAACCAGCGACGAUGGAUCUUUCACACGGCUUCCAAACUAAACCUACAGGUCAUUCUAUCCCACGUACUGGGCAAAGAGAUAUCCCGAGAUGGAAAGGCAGAAUUUGCUUGCAGCAAGUGUGCUUUCAUGUUGGACCGCAUCUACAGAUUUGAUACAGUCAUUGCAAGGAUUGAGGCUCUGUCCAUUGAGCGUUUACAGAAGUUGCUUGUGGAGAAGGAUCGGAUCAAGCACUGUGUUGCCAGCCUUUAUCGUAAAACCAAUGAAGAACCAAGUAUUGACAUCAAAGGGGAGGAUGUUGCAGUGGACAUUUCAAACCUACCUGAUGUCCGAUAUCAUGCUCUACUGCAGGAUGAUUUUGUCUACUCUGGGUAUGAAUCGUGGACAGAACAUGGGGAGGAAGCUGUAGAAACUCACAGCUGCCAGACUUCGGAGAGCUCAACCUUCAAAUCCCGAAAAUGUCGCAGCUGCUCAGCCUUGCGUGUGACUGAUGCAGACUAUGAGGCAGUUUGUAGGGUCCCUCGGAAGUUGGCAAAGACUUGUGAUCUAUAUGCCAGGUGUGGAAGUAGUGCAGUGGGCAGUGUAACUGCUGAGGAAGGACUCGUGCUGCCAGUCAUUCAUGAAACUAUGUCCAUCGGACCAAGUGAAUCUAGGACUUCUGUCUAUGCUGACUCUCUAGAUAAAAUGUCUCCAGCUUCUUCUGUGGAAUCUCUCGGAACAGCAACAGAGUCCUGUCCUGCACCCAGUAGAGAAGUGAUGCAAGGAGAAAAAAGUGCUAAAGAUGACAAAAGCCCCAAAUCAGACUUUUCUGAUGGACAAGUCCCAAAUCCCUCAUUGCACACCCAUAAGCUGGACUUUGUACUCAGUUUAGUGAGCAAUGUUGAAUACAGACCAGUACAGAGGCCAAAAGGCAGCAAGUUACCAAUUCCUGUUAGGACAACUCCUUUGGGCUCUCAAUCAAGUGGUAGUUUGGGUGAUGGGAUUUUCAGAUCUCACCUGCAAAACAGUGGUUAUGAAUUAAUCAGUAGGUACAUAGAACCUCCUAGGAUGAACCUGAACUUUGAUGAUAUGGCAGAUCUUGAGGACCUCCUGCAGGAUGUGCUUGAUGAAUAUAUUCCAAUUCGCACACAGAAUCUAAUUGAAGAACAGCAGCAGCAGUUGAACCAAUAUGAGUCGGCAGCUGGUCAGUGUGUCACCGAGUUACAGAAAGCUCAGGUCCAAGUACGUGGUUUGCAGGACAGAAUUCAAGAAUCAGAGUCUGCUAAUAAGAUGCUGCAGGAGAAUCUAAAUGAAAUGGAAAGUGAAUUGAAGGCAAUGCGCUAUGCAGCACAGAAGCAAGAAUGUGCUCAGCUGGGGCUGAAUGAGGCUUUGAAAAACAAAGAUAAGGAGAUCGAAGAGCUUUAUCGUGCACUCGAUGGCCACAUUGAGACACAGGCCAAGCUGAGGGAGAUGUUUCACAGAAGUCAGCUUGAGAAUCUGAAGCGUUGUUCAUCCUGUCAGAGUGUGGAUGGACAGUUGACAUCAUCGCAUGCCCAACAGGCUGAAUUGCUGAAACUACAGAGUACCUCCUUCUCCAAUCAGCUGGAACUACAGCGAAGCCUGAGGCUAAUACGCCAGAAGGAGUAUGAGUUGGCUGAAGUCAGGCGGAGGAAAGAACUGAUGGAAACUGAACUGCAGGAAAUGCAUCAGCAGAAGGAGGCUGCCAUCAAACACAAUAAAGAGCUGCGCAGCACACUGCAGCAGGUCCGACAGGAGAUGCGAGAGAAAGAGCAGCUCUAUCAAGCCUUGGAGGGAGAGCAUCAACGUGAAAUCCACAUCCAGGAGGAGAACCUCCUGUGUCUGAAAGAGAGGUUGCGUGAUAAAGAGCACUUCCUGCAGCAAUAUAUUGAACUCUUUGAAUGCCAGCAGAAUGAGGAGCAAAGUGAAGAAGAAAAAGAUGUACUGGUAGAUAAACUCUGGGAGUGUAUCAAAGAAAGAGAUAAAGCUUCAGAGCGAGCCAUUGAAGAGAAAUUCAGUUCCUUGGAAGAAAAAGAGAGUGAAAUCCAGCAACUGCACCUGGCUGUACGUGAAAAAGAAAGGGAUCUGGAGAGAUUCCGUCACAUCUUCUCCAACAAUGAAGAAACUAUCAAUAGUCUGGAUAGCCUUGUGAGAGAGAAGGACCUGGAGUUGGAGCAACUGGGAACAGCAUACAAGAACCUGCAAUGGCUAAAACAGGAGGUAGAAGAAAAGCUUGGCUGUUCCCUAAAAGAAAAAGAUGCAGUUAACAGCCAGCUCCAGACAGCUCUGCAGAAUCGUAAUAAGGAGGUAGAGGACCUGACUCUGAUGUUGAUGAACAAGGUUUGCUCUGGACCCGAUGAGAUGAUGGAGCAGCUAAGACUGCAGCUGCAGCUGAAGGAGCAAAUGCUGCAGGAGGUGCUUGCUGACAGAAGCAAAUUGGCAGCUGAUCACGAGCAAGAGGUAUCACAGCUGUUGCAGACUAUCAGCUCCCAUGAGCAGCAGAUGAAGCAGGCAGCAGAGAGGUUAACUCGUGCUCUUGCAGAGAAGAAACAUGAACUUCAAGCAUUGCGUCGCCAACUGGUGGAGAAGGAUCGGGAAAUAACAAAUUCCAUCAAGCAGAAUGUUUCUGCACCGGAGCUGCCAACAGAAAUUGCCCACCUCAAAGAACUUCUUCAGGAAAAGGAUCGGCUAAUUCAAGAAUUGGUGCAGAAUGGUCACAAGAAGAAUGAGUUCUCCCUCCAGCCUGAGAAGAUGGAAGCUUCUGAACCUACUGACACCCAACAGAAUACAAAUGAAAGGGAAGCUCUGCAGACAGCCUUGGAUGGAGAUGAAGCAAUGGCUGAGUCAGACCAAGAAGAUAUCGGGGAGGCUGAGCUGGACCUGAUGAAAGAGGAACUGCAGCUGGCCUUGAGGAAAGAGAAAGAGACCAGGCUUGAGCUGGCAACACUGCAAUCUGCCCUCUCCAGCCAGCAGCGAGAGUUCCAAUGUCAGGCAAUGGAGGUUGAAGUGCUCUCAAACAACAUUCAUGACAAGGAAGAACAUAUUAAGGAUCUGCAGAGACAGCUGGUACGGCUAAGGGAGACUCCAGAGGUGGAGAAGCUUACACAAGAGCUCCUGAUAUUGAGGGAUCAAGUGGCAGCCAUGGAAUUAUCUACACAGAGAAGUGUAGAGAAAAAACACAAUCAGCUGAUCUGUGCCCUUGAAGAGCAGUUCCUGGAGCAGUCACGACUGACCGAAGCACUUCGAGCUGAAAGACAACUCUACGUCAGCCUCGUUAAAUUCCACAAUCAAACUGACAGCACCAGCAGAGAAAAGACGCUCCAGACUGAGCUUUUGGCUGUACAGGCACUCCGUGGACAACUGGAAGAGGCCCUCAGGAGAACCCAGGAGCAGAUUGGCAGGCUGGAGAAGGAGCCUGAGAUGUCAGCAGAUUCUGGAGAGCACCAUAGUGAGAGUGCUGAGGAUAAUGGGAGCAUUCGGUGUACAGACAGCACCCAUUCAUUGAAUGAGCAUCCAACAACUGUGGAGCAGAGCCAGCAGUCUUUACAGAAAGCCUCAAGUGAUUCUGGAUUUAAAAGUUGCACUGGAGAAACUGACACCAGCGUCUUGUCUGACAAUUCAUUGGCCAUGAGUCCAGAGACCCUGGACAGUUUUGAGAAGAUGAAACUUGAAGUGCAGAGAUUGAGGGAGGAAAAGAAACUGAUGGAAAACAAGCUGAUGGAGCUGAAGACACAGAUUGAGACAUCAGUGCCUCAAAUGGACUCUUUACAAAAUCAGACUUUGGAUAAUGCUGAGCAGAAGAAGAGUGUGGAAGAGGAUCUGACACUGCCAGAGGGGGGGACGGACGCAAAGAAGGACAACCUUGAUGUGUGGGGCCUCAGAGAGGAGAUCAUAAAGUUAACUGUGAAAUUACAAAACUCGGAAACCAUCAUCAGUCUCCUGAAAGAACAGCUGGAGCUCAACUCUUCCCAGACUGGAGAAAAACCUUUCAAUCCAGAGCUCAUUGUAAAUAUGGCCAAAGAAAUUGAGCGACUAAAAUCAGAGCUUAGCCUGACUCAGAUGCAGCACUCGAAGGCAGACAUGCAACAGUAUGACAGAGGGACUAAGCGGGCCAGACCCCAUUCACUAGACCUUGGAGCUCUCUUGUCACAGGGUAAUAAUGAGACCCCAUGUGUGACUGAUGCUGUUCAACAGGUUGGAGUCAUUUUGCAAAGUGUCAGCCCGUGGCAUCAUGGCCAAUUUGGACAACAAUCCAAUCAGUUUCAGACCGAGCUAGCUGAGUAUAGACAACAGAACAAGGAAUUACAGGAGAAGCUUGUAGUGACCGAGGCCACUGUAAAGGCCCAAGACAACCAGUUGCAGCAGUACAAAGACCGACUCACUGAAUCAUCAGUGGAGCAGGACAAUAAACAAGUGCAAGUGGACUUGCAGGACCUUGGUUAUGAAACUUGUGGAAGAAGUGAAAAUGAAGCUGAAAGAGAAGAGGCCAGUAGCCCAGAGUACGGUGAAGUUGAUUUACAAGAACACUUGUACCCCUCCUCUAUGAAGAAAAUGAGCCAGCAACACUCUACCCAAGGGAAACCACGCUCCUCAGCCUCCCACCCUGUCUUUUCCCUUCCACUAUCAGUCAAGUCGUGCCUCAGGAGGGAGCUUACUUUUGAAGAUGAUGGGAAACUUAAUGACAUUGCCAUCCUCCAUCAACAUAUCAAUGACCUCAAAGCACAACUGACUGAAUCCGACAAGGUCAUCCGUAGCCUGCAGUCUCGUAUCCGUUCCUUCUCGACUACUAGUGAUUAUGCCUCCAGCCUAGAGAAACCUCAGAACAUUGUCCAAGGUGAUGUAUUUGAAGCAUUGCAGCUUGACGAGCUGGAAGAUGAUGAAGAUGUUUGGCAGUCUGAUGGAGGUGACCAUCACCAACCAAUGACACAGUCCAAUGCGGAAAUAAAGAAGCUCAUUCACAGGGUUACCACUCUCGAAUCACAGCUAAAGAGUGCGAAAAUGGCAGGUCCUUCAGCUAAAAUUGCCUCCUGGUCAGGGAAAUAUGACUGCUUGAUCCAGAUCCAGGCUCGAGAGCUCUCCCAUCUCCGUCAGAAGAUGCGCGAGGGCAGAGGUGUGUGCCACGUUCUGAAACAACACCUGAGCGACACCACCAAGUCCUUUGAGGAGUUGCUCAGAGCAAAUGAUAUUGAUUAUUAUAUGGGACAGAGCUUCCGAGAUCAGUUGGCCCAUGGAAGCCAACUGGUAGAGAGGAUCACUCAUAAACUAGCUGGUCGAGUCCCUUUGGAUAGUAGCAACAAAGGAAACCAGGAGCUAUUUGUUGCCAGACUAAACAAAGAACUUGAACAGAAAAACAAGCUCAUUGAAUCCCUAAGCUGCAAACUGCAGAGCCGGGCAGACACUGCAUCCAACAGCCACAUCCUCUCAGACUCCGAACAGUCUGACAGAGCAUCAUUUGUAUCGGAUGAGCAAGAGUCAACUAAUGAUGACCUGGAUGCUUAUCGUUAUGAAGUUGACUUGAGCAGUGAGUACUCGCAUGAUGAUCAGCAGAGUACAGAGCUUGAAGCACAAGCCACUGCAGAUGAUCAAAAUCAUUGUGAAAAUCCAUCCCAACAUUCAACUCUUGCAUCUGCUUCUUCAUGUGAAAGUCAACCAAAAGACAGUGCCAGCAUCUCACACUCACAGCAACCCUGUGAUACUGUUAAGUCACAAAAAGGUUUCUAUUCCAGCAGUGUACCACCAAGCCCUAAUGCCUGUCAGGCUUCAUAUUGUGCUGACUUCCCUUCUCAGUUUGGAAGCAUGCCCUUUGGGCCAGCUUACCCGACACCAUCAACAUUUUCUCUGGCCGAGGUCCAACAAGAACUUCACAUGUUACAAAGACAGCUGGGAGAAAACCUUACCUUUUCUGGGACUAGCCCUGGUAUGUCUUCACAUGUAGAACAAGCCGGCUCUGCAUCACAAUCACAGAAUGCACUUCGGCAGCAGCUGAAUGGUACCAACAAUCUACAGGGAACCUUGACAACCUCCAGUCUUGCCAGCACUGCACUCUGGGGAGCAACUGAUCAACCUGUGAGAAUCAAUGCACUUGGGGAUGUCUCCUCUGGAUCAUCAGGAUACCAGUCAGGGACAAACAUGGCGGGUGCAGAAUUGUUGGAGGAACAUUUUCGGGAAAUUCGCACCAUGCGUCGGCGUCUAGAGGAAUCUAUCCACACGAAUGAUAGACUCAGGGAGCAGCUUGAAAUGCGCCUGGCUACUGCAGCCAAAGAAAAUGUUGUUGCACCCACUAACAUCUAUAUCCAAGGACUAGAAACAAUGACUCAGUUGUCAGAAGAAAACCGAAUGCUGAGGGAUGAGAUCCUAACUCUCCAGGGCCGGCUUACUCAAGUAUCCAGAGAACAGGCCAAAGAAGUGGAACAAAUGAGGGAGACCCUUUUAACAACCAGGGCCAGAUACAAGCUCUUGGAGACUGAGCUAGAUCACUGGAGGGAAGAGAACAAGAGGUUGCAAGUCGAAGUCAGGGAUAGACAGCAGGAAACACUACAACUGAGAGAGGAGCAACAAUGCAGCCAAAACAAAAGCAAUAGGCUGUUACAGGAGAUGUCUAUGCUCCAACAGCAGCUUAAAGAAAGCCACCAGCUGACUCAUUCCCUGGAGUCACAGAUUAAAGUGUAUGAGAGGAUGUAUGGAAGAAAGAAAACUUUCCCAGUUUAUCCUGGAAGUGUUCAGCACCAUGCUGGUGGGCACCAUGCCUUUGAUAUCAGCGACUUCCUGACGGAAAUCAGAGGCCUUCGGAUUCAGCUGGAGCACAGUAUUCACACCAAUGGCUGCCUACGGAAGCAGCUGAAGGAACAGAUGGAUGAACAUCGACCAGCUAGCCUCAAUAUCAAUCAUUUGACCUCAUCAGCCAGUGAUCAUAGCAUCAGUAAACAGCUGUUCCAGGAUUGUGUGCCUUCACCACCUGUUCGAGACACUGGUAUGUUUUCAUCUUUCCAAAUGCACUCCAAGGUGAAUUCCUCUGUGGCAGAUUUUAAUAUGGAAGACACAUCACAGCGGAAUGAUGGUUAUCUCAGUGAUUCCAUGAGCCAGAUCUCCUGUUCCCUAACAGAUGACGAGCUUCCUGAUGGUUCCUUUGUCAAGAAAAAUGGAUCUCAUGUGAUUGGGCACAUUGAUGACUACAAUGCUCUCCAGCAACAGAUUAUGGAGGGCAGAAUGCUGGUUCAAAGGAUGGAGGCUAUUGUCCAAUCCUGUGUUAAUGCUGCCUUUCUGGAAAUUGAUGGAUCCAAGCAUUUGGAUCAUCAGACGGUCAAGCAGCUCUUCUCCAAUACCAAUACUCUGCGUCAGAUCUUGGAUGAAACCUGCUCGUUGCUAAAAAUGUUCUGGAGAACUGCUCUGCCAAAUCCAGACAGUGAUAUGCAAAAUCAAAAGGAGCAGUCAAUGAAGGAAGAAAUAUGCAGAUUGAGGAAUAAAAUAACAGAGCAGGAGAACCUAUUGCAGAAUGCAAUCAGUCGCCUGAAGGCUACUAACCAAGUGAAAGAAGGAAUGGAACAGUUCAUUGUCAGCCAACUUACAAGGACUCAUGAUGUUCUGAAAAAAGCAAGGAAUAAUUUGGAGUCCAUUCAGAUGAAUGAUUGCACAAUUUCUGGUGCUAAAACCAUCCCAAAUGACAACAAAGCAGAAAUCUCAAAACUUGGUUACAUCCAUCCCAGAGGCGGGAACUUCAUGAAUCCAAUUUAUCCUGAAGUUGAAGCAAGAAGCCUGGGUCUAAAUUCACUGCCUGGGAAGAUUAAAAGAAAUGGUCCCAACCUGGCUCCAGUAGGAAACAUUGCAAACUACUGAAGAAGUACUUUUCUUUCCCUCUCAAAACCAAAACUAAACAAUAAUGUUUUGAAUCUUGUUCAACAAAAAUAAUUUAGGACAACAUCUGAAAGCAAACGUAAAUUUGAUCUUUUGUGCAUUCAGAGAGAGAACUUCUGCAAAAGCCAAACCUAAUGGUGGCUCCCUGAUGAUCCUACAUAAAACAAUGAAAUGUUGACUGAAUUUUUGUUUUAUGUAUAAAUCUGAAGCAGGAAAUCUUUUGUUUUGGGUCAAACAUAUUUAUCAAAAGAUGCUGAUGUUUUUGGUCCUAGCAGUUUUACAGACUCGUUUAAAAUGCAAUAUUAAAGUUAUAGAGUUCAGUGUGAGAGAUUGCAUGUAAAAUUUAAUCAUGCUGUUUCAACACCAGAAAAAAACUCUAAAAUGUCAAGAGCAACAUUGAGUUGGUAUAGACGAAUAUAAAUGAGUUUAUUAUGGAAAAAAAAUCAAACACCACUUCCAGAAAUGUUUUGAGUCCAAUGAUAGCUUUGGUGAAUAGUGUCCUGCUAUUUGUAUUGUGCAAUUUAUAACAGAAAGAUGUAUCCUGGUCAUAACUGGAAAAAUUGAGCCUUAUAAAAUUUAGGGCAGAUUAGAAUGUUCACUAAACAGACAAAAAAAAUGGGUACGUGCAAUAAAUUUGCCAUUGAGGCCAAAGCUGUAAUAUUAGUUUAGCCAAACACUGGAAUAAGACAAAAAUCAAACUUAAAAACCAUCAAAGACAUUAUCUAGCAUCAUGACAUUAUUUCAGAGUUUUGAUUCAAAAAUGCAGUAUGGUGGGUGAGAGUACGGUACAGAGUUAAGACAAUGCUGGUGACUCUGUAUUUACUAUUGUACACUUAUUAGAAAUAGUGGGUAAGUUUAGUAGCACUAGCAUUGUUUUUGUCUGAGCUGUAUAUAUAGCAUGAUGGCAAACGUAUAGUAUAAGUGUAGGUUGUAUUUUAUAUAGAAUUCCUGCUGCUUGUUACAUAUAUUAUAGCAAAUACAUGCAAAUAAGGAUGUUUGAGUUAGGAAAAAAUGGCACAUGUGAAAAUGGCUAAUUAUUGUAAAGGUCAUUACAGUUUCCCCAGUGAACUUAAAAAUUUUCCCUAUUAAGAGUCAUAAUUGAAAAGUGUUCACUGAAUCAAGUAAGUUUUUAUAAUUGUCGUCAUUGAUUUCAUGGAAACUCAGAUUCAUUAUGUACUACCAAAGCUUUGAGCGGCAUGUGUUUUUCAUUAGUUUUGCAUGGUCAGUGCACAAUUAAGAAACUUUUAAAAAGCCAGGGAUCAAGUGGGAGUGGGCUUGUUUGUCAGGAAUUUCAUUUAGUAAAGGCCAGGAAUUCUUUUUAUGGUACAAGAAGAUAGAUAAUUGCUGAUCACUGAUGUUUGGCACAAACCAGAGGGUUCCUGUGUUGAAGCAAGUUUUGUAGCCUGCAAAGAUUUAACCUAUGAUGCAGCAGGUGCCCUUAUGGCAUUGUACACUGUAUAAAGCGUAUAUACUGAUCAAUAUUUAGUGUUUGUCCUUCAGGUGUACAUAUUCUCCCCUGUGUAUAUACAUUCAAUAAUAUGGUGGAUUAUAGCAUGCGUGUAUGGGUCAAUCCUGGGAAGUAAAGAUUGCAAUUCCUGGAUUGUUGUAAGAAAACUAUUCUGCAAAAACCUGAAGUUGUUUAUUUAACAUUUGAAAGAAUAGUUUGCUUUCUUUGUCCAAAAAAUAAAGACAUGAAAUAC